GAGAAUAUAUAGAAAAGACUGCAUAGCUAAAAUACUAAUAAAAACUCACAGACGGAAGAGGAAUCUGCUCCAAAGGUAGCGGUAUGUCUGUAUGACGUCAGACGUAGGAGGUCGUUGAAGUGGGAAGCAAGAUGUCGCUAGCGAGCUUUCUACCCGCGCCCACGCAGCUGUCUCAGGACCAGCUAGAGUCUGAGGAGAAGGCUAGAGCCCAGAGGUCCCGGUCCACAGCGCUGGUGUCGUCUCGCAGAGAGCCACCCCCCUAUGGCUUCAGAAAAUCCUGGGUUCCCCGGACCCUGGAGGACUUUGGCGAUGGAGGUGCGUUCCCAGAGAUCCACGUGGCCCAGUAUCCCCUGGAUAUGGGCAGGAAGAAGAAGACCUCCAACGCUCUGGCUGUUCAAGUGGAUUCUGAAGGAAAGAUCAAAUAUGACGCUAUCGCGCGGCAAGGCCAAGGAAAAGAAAAGGUUAUUUAUAGUAAGUACACAGAUUUACUUCCAAAAGAAGUGAUGAAUGAGGAUGACCCUGACCUACAGAAGCCAGAUGAAGAAGCAGUCAGAGAGCUGACGGAGAAGACCCGCUCGGCGCUGGACAAGCAGGUCUCUCAGAAGAUCGCGGCGGCCAUGCCGGUGCGCGCGGCAGAUAAGCAGGCCCCCGCGCAGUACAUCAGGUAUACGCCUUCACAGCAGGGAGUGGCGUUUAACUCGGGAGCGAAGCAGAGGGUUAUUCGCAUGGUGGAGAUGCAGAAGGACCCCAUGGAGCCGCCCAGAUUCAAGAUCAACAAAAAGAUUCCCCGUGGACCUCCUUCCCCUCCAGCACCCGUAAUGCAUUCCCCAAGCAGAAAGAUGACCGUGAAGGAACAGCAGGAGUGGAAGAUUCCACCGUGCAUUUCAAACUGGAAAAACGCAAAGGGUUACACGAUUCCAUUAGACAAGCGUUUAGCUGCGGACGGGCGGGGCCUGCAAACUGUCCACAUCAACGAAAACUUUGCCAAGCUGGCCGAAGCCCUGUACAUCGCUGACAGGAAGGCUCGAGAAGCUGUGGAGAUGCGGGCACAGGUGGAGAAGAAGAUGGCGCAGAAAGAGAAGGAGAAGAAGGAGGAGAAGCUCAGGGAGCUGGCUCAGAUGGCCCGAGACCGGAGAGCUGGCAUCAAAGGCCACGGAGACAAAGGUGCCGAGGACUCAGAGGUGCGAGAGCGCGACGAGAUUCGCCAUGACAGACGGAGAGACAGACAGCACGACCGCAACAUCUCCAGAGCCGCCCCUGAUAAGAGGUCGAAGCUGCAGAGGGAUCAGGACAGAGACAUCAGCGAGCUCAUCGCUCUGGACAUGCCCAAUCCCCGUCCCUCCAGCGAAGCUCAGUACGACCAGCGCCUCUUCAACCAGACCAAGGGCAUGGACAGUGGCUUCGCUGGGGGAGAGGAUGAAAUCUACACCGUGUAUGACCAGCCCAUGAGGGGCAGUCGAGACAUGGCCCAGAACAUCUACAGGCCCAGUAAGAACGCCGACAAAGACAUGUACGGAGACGAUCUGGACACCCUCAUCACAAACAACAGGUUUGUACCGGACCGGGACUUCUCCGGGGCCGACCCAGGCUCUCGCAGGGACGGCCCUGUGCAGUUUGAAGAGGAUCCAUUCGGUCUGGAUAAGUUCUUGGAGGAGGCCAAACAGCACGGUGGAUCCAAAAGGCCAUCCACUAGUGGACGCUCAAAGGAUUAUGACCAUGACAAAAAGCGCAGAAAGGAAUAAUGUUUUGUGUACUUUUUUUUUUUUCUUGUCUUUUUUUUAGGGGUAGGGUCUUGUUGAUUAAUUCUUUUAACACUUCAUGGCUAGAUUUGAUGCACAAAUACUGUGGAUGUGAGUUUUUUUUUUUUUUUUUUUGGUCCAUUUUUUCCCCCUUGUUGCUUUAUAUGCGAAUGUGUUUACAUGCUGUCAAUGUACUGGAUGUAAAUGCAGUUUUAAGUAUGCAUACCUGUGUUGCAUUGUCAGCAACAUAUAAACCUGUAAAAUGUCUCAAGCCUGUUUUUAAACUCUGUUUGAAUCAGGGAUAGAUCAGUUGCUUUGUUCCUCCAUUUCUCUUGAGUAGAAUAUAAAUAAAAUCUGUACACCAAGUUAAACAAUAUUUAUCCUCGCUUGUAUAGUAAUUCUACAAUAAAUGUUGCAUUUGUGGACCAGCCCAUUCUCAA
Molecule: messenger RNA, 2179 nt
Organism: Conger conger (European conger)
Lineage: Eukaryota; Metazoa; Chordata; Actinopteri; Anguilliformes; Congridae
Gene: snw1
Product: SNW domain containing 1
Exons: 14
Coding region: 132-1742 (536 amino acids)
Biological process (GO): mRNA splicing, via spliceosome
Cellular component (GO): spliceosomal complex
Source: RefSeq, a predicted model, not a curated record